Messenger RNA from Trichosurus vulpecula (common brushtail), 1903 nucleotides. RefSeq names its product sodium- and chloride-dependent GABA transporter 2. Bases 1 to 1818 code for a protein of 605 amino acids. Gene Ontology annotation, biological process: neurotransmitter transport; sodium ion transmembrane transport. Gene Ontology annotation, cellular component: plasma membrane. The record is from RefSeq and is a predicted model, not a curated record. Gene Ontology annotation, molecular function: gamma-aminobutyric acid:sodium:chloride symporter activity. The transcript is spliced from 14 exons. Lineage: Eukaryota; Metazoa; Chordata; Mammalia; Diprotodontia; Phalangeridae.
AUGGAUAGCAGGGUCCCUGGUGCAACCAGCAAUGGAAAGACAAUACCAACUUAUUCAGUUGUGGAAAAGGAGAAAGAGGAGGAAGAGGAGGGCACACUAGAGCGGGGUCACUGGAACAACAAGUUGGAAUAUGUGCUGUCUGUAGCCGGGGAAAUCAUUGGGCUGGGCAAUGUUUGGAGGUUCCCCUAUCUCUGCUACAAGAAUGGGGGAGGUGCCUUUUUCAUACCCUACCUCAUCUUCCUCUUCACCUGUGGCAUUCCUGUUUUCCUCCUGGAGACGGCACUGGGUCAGUAUACCAGCCAGGGGGGUGUCACAGCCUGGAGAAAGAUCUGCCCCAUCUUUGAGGGCAUUGGUUAUGCCUCCCAGGUCAUUGUCAUCCUCCUCAACUUCUACUACAUCGUUGUUCUGGCCUGGGCCUUCUUCUACCUCUUUAGCUCCUUCACCGUUGACCUUCCCUGGGGCAGCUGUGACCACGAGUGGAACACAGAGCACUGUGUGGAGUUCCAGAGGACCAAUGGCUCCCUGAAUGUGACAGCUGAGAAUGCCACCUCUCCUGUCAUUGAGUUUUGGGAGAGGCGGGUCCUGAAAAUCUCUGAAGGGAUCCAGCACCUGGGGAGCCUGCGCUGGGAGCUGGCCCUGUGCCUCCUGCUCGCCUGGAUCAUCUGCUACUUCUGCAUUUGGAAAGGAGUCAAGUCCACAGGCAAAGUAGUAUACUUCACAGCCACGUUUCCAUACCUCAUGCUGGUGGUCCUGUUAAUCCGAGGGGUGACUUUGCCUGGUGCUGCCCAGGGGAUCCAGUUCUACCUGUACCCAAAUCUCACCCGCCUAUGGGAUCCCCAGGUGUGGAUGGAUGCAGGCACUCAGAUCUUCUUCUCUUAUGCCAUCUGUCUGGGGUGUCUGACAGCCUUGGGCAGCUACAACAAGUACCACAACAACUGCUACAGGGACUGCGUCUCACUAUGCUUCUUGAACAGUGGCACCAGCUUUGUGGCCGGUUUUGCUAUCUUCUCUAUUCUGGGCUUCAUGUCUCAGGAGCAGGGGGUGCCCAUAUCUGAGGUGGCUGAGUCAGGCCCUGGAUUGGCAUUUAUCGCAUACCCCAGGGCUGUGGUGAUGUUGCCCUUCUCUCCUCUUUGGGCGUGUUGUUUCUUCAUCAUGGUUGUACUGCUUGGGCUGGACAGCCAGUUUGUGUGUGUGGAGAGCCUGGUGACAGCCUUGGUGGACAUGUACCCCAAUAAACUUCGAAAGAAGAACCGACGGGAAACCCUUAUUCUCGUGAUUUCUGUCCUCUCCUACCUCAUCGGGCUGAUCAUGCUCACUGAGGGUGGAAUGUACGUGUUUCAGCUGUUUGACUACUAUGCAGCCAGUGGCAUGUGCCUCUUAUUUGUAGCCAUCUUUGAGACAGUCUGUGUGGCCUGGGUAUAUGGAGCUGAGAGAUUCUAUGAUAACAUUGAAGACAUGAUUGGCUAUCGACCAUGGCCUGUUAUCAAAUAUUGCUGGAUAUUCCUCACACCAGCUGUAUGCACAGCCACCUUCCUUUUCUCUCUGGCUAAAUACACCCCACUGACCUACAACAAGAAGUACACUUAUCCAUGGUGGGGAGAUGCUCUGGGCUGGCUCCUGGCACUGUCCUCCAUGAUCUGCAUUCCUGCCUGGAGUGGUUACAAACUGACAACUCUCAAAGGCUCCCUGAGGGAGAGAGUCCGCCAGCUCAUAUGCCCAGAAGAGGACCUGCCCCAGCGGCUCUGUACAGCACCCCCCACUCCCUCCACUACUCGGGCAGCACUUCUUAGGCUCACAGAACUGGAGUCCCACUGCUAGAGACCAACUCAGACUGUGACCGGAUGCACUGCUGGUUUCCCAAAGUCCUGUGUAUUCAGCUCCCUGCCUUGUCCUAGAUAUGGCU